GAAUAAACUCACCGAACAAGCCAUCUUUCCAGGUAUCACUUAGGUAGUCGGACUUUGGGAGAGGCAUCUUGACCAGGAUAAGCUGUGAUAACGAUGUCGGGAGCAAAAACAAGGGGCGCUGCACUGAGCUUUAUUAUUAAAAUCGUAGGGCUCCUCCUCUCUCACUGUUUCCCCACAGGAGCGUGUCUUCGGCCGCGGUUAUCGGUAGCCUCGGAUAGUCCUAGUUGGGUUAGUCGCCGUGAUAUGAUGUAUGUAUUGUCUAGUAUAUGCAAGGGAGGUUGUGCAGCUGGGAAUCAGGUACAGCAAGAAUGUUUAGCCAAGGGAGUACGGAGUACUCCGUAGAUAUUGGAGGAAUUAGUUUAUAAUUACCUCUUCAACUCA
Messenger RNA from Aspergillus ochraceoroseus IBT 24754, 381 nucleotides. RefSeq lists its product as uncharacterized. Lineage: Eukaryota; Fungi; Ascomycota; Eurotiomycetes; Eurotiales; Aspergillaceae. The transcript has a single exon. The record is from RefSeq and is a predicted model, not a curated record. The coding region runs from base 94 to 342 and encodes 82 amino acids.